This is a messenger RNA of Physcomitrium patens, 2822 nucleotides long. RefSeq lists its product as uncharacterized. Lineage: Eukaryota; Viridiplantae; Streptophyta; Bryopsida; Funariales; Funariaceae. The record is from RefSeq and is a predicted model, not a curated record.
GGGAUCCGACGCUAGUGUCAGGCGGAGACGACAUCGAUUGGAGCUGCUACGACUACUACUACUGCUCGGCUAGUCCAUCAGUAAAGCCAUCCGGACAGCCGCAAAUAGCAAGCACGCCCUACGAUCCUCCAGGGGAACCUGUUUUGGUCCGCAUGCCCUCCUCCGCGCGGCACUAGCGUCGCUCUCUCUUUCUCUUUCUCCUUUUCUGUCGUCACCAUCUCGCUGCGCUCUGCGGUAACACUUCUUUCAUGACCAUCCCGUCGUGAGAAAUACGCUAGGCGACAUAGAGGUCCACUGUUGUGUCUCUCGAGGGGUAGAUGUGGCAGACCUAUGAUGUUGCGGUUCUGACAGGUUGACGACGCUGGGAGGGGGAGGGGGAGGGGGACUGGAGGCGUUUCAGUCUUCGGGGGAAUUGCUGGUUGGUUGCUGAGGGGUACUGUCGGAUUUUCGCGUUUGUAGCAUCGACGUUGGAGUUGAAACUUUGAGUUCAAGUUUUGGCGCGUUUGGCCGAGAUGCAGGGUCGAGGCGAUGUACGCCGACUUGGGCCACUUUUGUCGAAGACCUAUAAAGGUCAAACUUGAACUACCACAACUUUCCUGCCAGACGUGGUAUUAUAAAGUGUUGCAUGCGAUUCCUUGUGGCUGUAAGAUUCUGCAUGAAUGACGAUGCAGGCUGCCUUCAUUUUUCUCGUCUACCGUAGUCUACUUCUGGGAUAUAUGGGACAUGCUCCGCAUCUGUCGAAGAACCUCGACGAUCUUGUUUCCACGUUUUUUCGCUCAGUCCCAAGGAAGACACUUGAAAUUAAAAGCCUUUAAAGAGUAGACUCCACGACUGAAUAUCGAUUAUGCCCUUAUGUUUCUUCAGUUCAACUGAAGACCUACUUCUACACUGACUGCCAUGUAGGGCUUGUGGCGUACGAGGACCGCUUAAUAAAUUACACCACAUAUCUCCAAAUCACCUAGCCGUCCGCUACGUAAGUGGUCCAUCUCUUAAGCAAUGAGCCUGUCAGGCUAUUAAAGUAGUGAACAAUGCAAAGGAGGCAUGAUGAAGAAGAUGAAAUACAAGAGGCAAAGAUUUCUAAAGUACCCAAAGAGGGGAGACAUCACCAACACAGGUCCUCUAGUGCUCAGAGGCACAGGCGGAAUGAGUUGCCAGCAGAUGCCGAUUCCUUCACCAGGCGUUUAGGCCGGCUGAGAAUAUCCAGUAUCCGGGAGCAUUCUUUAGAGAGGGCCAAUUCUUCCUCGAAUACACCAAGAAAUAUUGAUACUCCAAGAAGUACAUCAGCUAAUGAGACAUCUAGACCUCCAAGAAGCAAGGAAGUUGACAGGGCAGAUAAGAACCUCUGCGGAUGGUCAUGUAGAAAUGAUGGACCUUCAGGGACUUCUCGCAAUGAUAAUCAGAAGACAUCUCGUUCAACAAGUGGGCAGCCACUAACCAGGUUCCAGAAUCCUCAGGAGUGCGGAGGAUGGGGCUCGCUGGCUCGCAAAAUUUUCAGGUGUGACAAUAAUCAAACUACCUUUUAUCCUGAAUUGAUGAACGAGUUGGUAAAUCUCCGGGAGCAACAUGACCAUGAAAUGAUGCAAGUGCGAUCAGAUAUACAGAGGGUCUUUCAAGAGAUCCAAAAUCUGGUCCGUUGUAGAGAUGAUGUAUCCGCUUCAAGCUCGUCGUGUCAGUCUUCUUCCGAGAGCGUGCAUAGCAGGGUGCAAAGGGCUCCUGUACCCGGACUGGGAAAGAGACAUUCAGCCAUGAACCAUGCUUCAUACAUGCGCGACAAUGAUCAUGAACAUCAUAAUAGAAGAGCACAGUCUGCUCCUAGAACUCGAGUGAAUUGGGACAGAUACUCAACUGAAGAGUACAGCAUCCCUUCUCAUGUGCCACAUGCUGCCAUUGCGUUUUAUCCCACCGUAGCGCUUUUACGAGAAGUAGUCCAUUUGGAAAGAUCCUGUCUUGAAACAUUUGUUACAGCUCUCAUAAGACAUGAAGAGGAUCGAUUGCAGAUGGAUAAUGAGUCCGACCUGAUCGGCAAUUCACUGAAUGCCUUGGUUUAUCGUCUUUACCCUGGCAUUCGUUUUUUCAAAUUCCGUCAUUUCAAAUAUGGGGUCCAAGCUUGGCUGAGCAAUUUGGCGAUGAAGGGCUACCACAGAGCAACCAUGACAGGAGACAGCCGGGAGGAUAUACGUCUGAGGCGGGAUGCUGCGUGGCAAGAGUUCCGAAACCUGUCGGCUGUAAGCCCCACUUACGCCACGAACGAAGAACACCCAUACUACAUUAAGGAUUUUCUCUCGUUUUGUCAGCGGAUGAUGGAUUCCAUAGUAAAAAACACGAGAUCUAAGGUGUGGCCUGACGAUCUAGACGAUUACUUCCUGGAGGCUAUGAAGCAUGUGUGGCGGAUGCGCAAACUUGCGCUUGCCUUUGAGCCCACUGCCUCCACAAUCACGGCGAAGCUCACAGCACCAUUCGACGCUAAUUUCAUGGAUGCUUUGGAGGCUCCAGAUUUGUUCCAAGGUGGUAACCUGUCACCGUUUGCCCCUCAAGUAGCGCUGUUAGUGAAUCCAGGAUUUAUUGUUCAGGAGCGGGUGGUCAAGUGUCAGGUGUAUUUAACCCUAGAUGAGAGCUCUGAUCUUUGAUGGCGUAAUUUAGGCGUUGACCCACCGACUUAUACCGACAUUAAAACCCCAUUCUGGCCCUUCAAUUUUGAGAAUCACGUCGUUGAUAUUUGUAUCAUGGUGCCUUCACAAAACUUGUUUCGGGGCUCUACACCCAAUUUAAAAAAAAUUAACCGAAUCCUUCAAUUCUGGAGGAACGCAAUCGCCAUGGCUAAU